Molecule: messenger RNA, 1464 nt
Organism: Ostreobium quekettii
Lineage: Eukaryota; Viridiplantae; Chlorophyta; Ulvophyceae; Bryopsidales; Ostreobiaceae
Source: the annotation of a GenBank genome assembly
AUGUUCCGCCGGCACGGGGUGUGCCCUGCUGACAGGGAGGGAGGCGACCGGUGGCUGCUGGACAGUCUGAUCGUGCGGAAGCUGCUCAAACCGAUUAGAAAAGGCAUGAGGGCCGACAAGGCAGGAGAGGCGGCUGGUGUCCCCGACCUGGAAGCUGAUCCCUUGGGGACGAGCGGUGCCUUUUCCAGUGCCAUGGCGCGGGGGGGGAGCAGCAGAGAUGGGGACAGUCUGCAGAGGGCUGAUGCCGAUCAACCAGUUGCAGCACCGCCGAUAGGGACUGUGAAAUCACAUGGGCGACGAUUGGAGAUGGAGGACGACAGCACAGUGAAGGAGAACCUGGUCUGGCUGCCUCUGCUGGUGGGGGAUGGCGAGAGGGUUGUGCCAAAAAUGGUUGAGAGGGGGCUGAGGCCACUGUGGGAGGAGGUGGGGAGAAGGCCAAGUGCAGGUCCGCAAAGGACAGCGGUGGAAUCGAGCACGGAGGGGGCGGGAGAGCCGAGGCGGGUUGUGGCCUUUUUUCAUUUCGCGGGUGUAUAUGAUGGCCAUGGGGGGGAGGCUGUGUCCAAGGAGGCCGCCACUUACAUGCACCUCUUCUACAAGAAGGCGUUUGCUGCAGCCUUGCUGGGGACCAUGGCUGGGGCUGUCCCAUGUAACAGUAACCUCGCCUCAUCAAGGGACCAACCUACAUCGCCAUUGACCGAGAAGGGCACCAGGAAACCCCCUCUAGUCCAAGAAGCCUUUGAAGCAACUGGGGAAGUUGAUGAACAAACUGCAUGCGCACUGCCUCCUCCCACCAUCCCCUCAGAUGAGGAGAUGGCCAUUGCAGCAAGACGCCAUCCAGGGCUGACGCUGUGUCAAAUUGCGGAUGCCAUUGUUGAGGCAUUUCAUCUGAUGGACGGGCGGUUGAAGGACCAGGUCAUGGCCCUGGAGAUGGGCAGCACAGCCGUGGUUGCGAUGGUGUGCGAGUCGCACAUGUGCAUUGCCAACUGCGGCGACUCAAGGGCUGUGCUGUCAAGGGGUGGGGCUGCAUACAGGCUGAGCCGGGACCACAAGCCUGGAGUGGAUGACGAACGGGAAAGGAUCAGGGCCGCCGGGGGUGCCGUGCUGGAUUGUGGUGGAAGGAGGGUGAUGGGUUUGUUGGCCGUUUCUCGUGCCCUUGGGGACCACUACUUGAGGACUUGUGGCGUUGUUGCAGACCCAGAGGUGACCAUAAUUGGCCGCAACAAAGGGGACGAGUUUCUGGUGCUGGCCACCGAUGGCCUGUGGGAUGCCUUUUCAGACUCAGAGGCCUGCGAUGUGACUCGGAAGACUCUGGAAGCUGGGGAGGCGGCCGGCAAGGAAGCUGCUGAGGCCGCAGAGGAUGCGGCACAGGCACUUGUGGAUGCUGCUCUGGAGAGGGGGUCAAGGGACAACACCACUGUGACGAUUGUGGAUCUGAGGUGCAAGGGCGAUCCCCCACAGGUUUAG